This is a messenger RNA of Doryrhamphus excisus (bluestripe pipefish), 700 nucleotides long. RefSeq names its product stress-associated endoplasmic reticulum protein family member 2 (gene serp2). Lineage: Eukaryota; Metazoa; Chordata; Actinopteri; Syngnathiformes; Syngnathidae. The record is from RefSeq and is a predicted model, not a curated record. Gene Ontology annotation, biological process: endoplasmic reticulum unfolded protein response. Gene Ontology annotation, cellular component: endoplasmic reticulum.
GGUUGCUUGCGGGUGGCUGCAUCCCGGCUUGAUGCAGCGAGUGUUAUCAGUCUACAUAUUCCAGAUAAUUAACACAUUUCAUAAAAGACGACGCGGGCUCGUUUGUGUCGCAGACGUGGCAGAAGAUGGUGGCUAAGCAGAGAAUCCGCAUGGCGAACGAGAAACACAGCAAGAACAUCACACAGAGAGGAAACGUAGCCAAGACGCUGCGACCACAAGAGGAAAAGUAUCCAGUGGGCCCCUGGCUGCUCGCCCUCUUUGUAUUUGUUGUGUGUGGAUCAGCCAUAUUUCAGAUCAUCCAGAGCAUCCGUAUGGGAAUGUAAUCCAGAAGAAGAAGAACAUCUGCACUCACUGAGCCUGGUCGUCCACCACCCUCUCCGAAAGAGCCCAGAGACUGCCAGCGGACCUCAGACACGGGCGGGCGACCCUACCCCCUCCCCACAGCACCGCCACACACACAACACACAUUGGCAGUAGCAACGUGUUGCAGUCUGUGGUGCCGACAGCUUUUCUAUGGACAGUUUAAAAGCACGCCGGCUGUGUCUUGUUACUCACUUGGCUCUUAUCUCUGGGAACGUGCGAGACUGUUUAUGUACACGAGUGUGUGGCCAGAGAUUUCUGCUGACAACGUGCCAUUCUUGCUUCUUGCAAUAUUCAUCAAGACUCUUUUUAUUCAAAUAAAUAUCAAGCAUUUAGCAAA